AUGCAUGGGCCAGCAAAAGGCAUCGUUUAUGCCAUUGGUUAUCCAGUUCUCGCUGUUAUUGGUGUUCCAGCCAACUUGGUGGCCAUUGUAAUUCUGUCCCGUGGACAGUGUGGACUUUCUCGGUGUGUGACUUAUUAUUUGAUGGCCAUAGCAGUGAGCGAUUUCCUUGUGAUUAUCACCGGAUGCAUUCUCAACCGAAUUGCUCGCAUCUAUUUUACCUACAGUGUACUGUCCACAACCACCGGCUGUUCUCUCAGUGCUGUGCUGGUUUACUUUAGCCGAGAUGGCUCAGUAUGGCUAACAGUGGCUUUCACCAUUGACCGUUUUGUGUCUAUCUGCUGCCAACACCUGAAGACCAGAUAUUGCCUCAAGAAAACAGCGUCGCUGGUCAUAGGAAUUGUCUGCCUGCUUAAUGCUAUCAAGAACGUGCCUUUUUACUUUUCCUACAAACCUUUGUAUAUUGUGGAUGGUGUGGCCUGGUUUUGUGAUAUCAAGUCUGCGUAUUACAGCUCACUCGCUUGGCGGGCCUAUGAUUGGCUGGAUCACAUUUUAAUCCCGUUUCUUCCUUUCUUCCUCAUUCUACUGCUCAACAUCCUGACCAUGCGACACAUCUUGGCAAGCAACCAAGCCCGCAGGAGACUACAUGGCACAGAUAAUGAUAGAGACCCGGAGUUGGCCAGCCGCAAGAGGUCCAUAGCCCUGCUGUUCACUAUCUCUCUCAGCUUCCUCGUCCUAUGGAUCAUACAAGUCAUACAUUUCCUCUAUGUGCGUAUUCCUGGAAAAGCAUACUUCGCUGGUUUGGAUUUCAAUGACCCUGAUUACAUCCUUCAAGAGGCGACCAACUUGCUCCAGAUAAUCAGUUCCUGCAAUAAUGUCUUCAUCUACACAAUAGUCCAAAAGAAGUUUCGAAUGGAGUUGAAGAAGCUACUGAUUUUUCCGAUUGACGCUGUCACCAGUUGCUCCAAAGAAUGA
Molecule: messenger RNA, 972 nt
Organism: Chiloscyllium plagiosum (whitespotted bambooshark)
Lineage: Eukaryota; Metazoa; Chordata; Chondrichthyes; Orectolobiformes; Hemiscylliidae
Product: putative G protein-coupled receptor 139
Biological process (GO): G protein-coupled receptor signaling pathway
Cellular component (GO): plasma membrane
Molecular function (GO): G protein-coupled receptor activity
Source: RefSeq, a predicted model, not a curated record